ACAUCAUUCUCCAUUCUGGGGUAGAUCUUCCCAACCCACCGCGGCUACUUUCCACGUUUGGGCGCUAGCAUUAAAUCUCCCGGACCGUCGGGUUACAUUCUAUCGACAGGGGCUAAUGCUAAAUAUGAUUUCACAUAUAUAAGAACCAUGAGUUCCCACCUCUUUGAUUGUGCGUUGAAACCACCUAGUCUGGACAAGUUCUGCAGAUCCCAAGACGAAGAUGAUAUCCUCAAUUCUUCUGACCGGCCUUCUCCUCGCCUCUUCCGCUUCCGCUCGUCCGGCGAAGCGUGGCACCGGGGAGGUCAAGUGCCCUGUAGUACUCAGCGGGUUCGUUCCAGCAGACAAGACGCCGACGGACUUUGACUCGUACGCGACGAGCCCCUUCAACCCGGACUACAUCCGCGGCGACGAGAAGUUCUCCACGAUCCUCCAAUUCCCCGACGCCGGAAGCUCGCGUUUUGACAAUGCUAGCACCAAGUCGGUUGAGGUCACCAUCAACGACAAGUCGAUCUUCCAGAAGCAGAACGGUUUCCGCCGUGCAGGUCUACAAAUUCAGGGCGACACCAACGAAAAUGGUCCGGGAACAACGGGUGUCAGGACCCUACACUUCAGUGUUAAGCAGGAUGCUAAGCGAACCCUCAACCUCACACACGAGUAUUUGAAUGUCUGGCACGAGUCCUCCGACUACAGCGCCAACCAGUUCAACUUCCAGACCGGCACCAUCAUCGGCAAGUCCGACAGCGACAAGAACUCGUUCAAGGUUCUCAACCGCCAGAACACUCAAGUGUGGUCUACUCCCGUUGAUGCGACCGCGUGGCAAAACUUUGCCAUCACUCUUGACUUCAACAAGAACACCCUCCAAGUCUACUACUCCAAAGACGACGAACCCCUGAAGGCCGUAACCGACGCUCUCCAGAACGACAACAGCGGUGGUGGCCAGUACCAAAUCGGUCUCCUAAAGAAGCCGACAGGCACCUCCGACGUCGUGAACUCGGGUUUCCAAGAGACGGGUAUUAACGAGGGGCAAAUCUACGGCGGCAUUUUCCUCGAGGACAGCGCCGAUGGCUGCGUUUCCCUGUAGAAAAGUAGCGUUACACUAACAGAAAUUCCACAACUAAGUAGUGAAGUCUUCUCAAUGUACAUAUUAUAGAAGCACAUAUAUAUCACAAAUAGCAUUAAGACAUAAAACAUUAUGCAG
Messenger RNA from Hypoxylon trugodes, 1198 nucleotides. RefSeq lists its product as uncharacterized. Bases 221 to 1081 code for a protein of 286 amino acids. The transcript is spliced from 3 exons. NCBI's taxonomy places the organism in Eukaryota, Fungi, Ascomycota, Sordariomycetes, Xylariales, Hypoxylaceae. The record is from RefSeq and is a predicted model, not a curated record.